Molecule: messenger RNA, 1576 nt
Organism: Anoplopoma fimbria (sablefish)
Lineage: Eukaryota; Metazoa; Chordata; Actinopteri; Perciformes; Anoplopomatidae
Gene: fgf19
Product: fibroblast growth factor 19
Exons: 3
Coding region: 136-771 (211 amino acids)
Biological process (GO): fibroblast growth factor receptor signaling pathway; positive regulation of cell population proliferation; positive regulation of gene expression
Cellular component (GO): cytoplasm
Molecular function (GO): growth factor activity; fibroblast growth factor receptor binding
Source: RefSeq, a predicted model, not a curated record
GAACUGGGUUUGGGAAACAGGGUUAUCUGCUGCUGAUAAGGGCGAUAUUUAAAAGACUAGGAUGAGAUGCACUGGUUCCACUCUGCCGACUGGAGGGAGCGGCGACGCAGCGCGUAAAGAGGAAUUUGACGCACCAUGCUGCUGCUCGCGGUAACCGUAUCCGUUGCCAAUGUGUUUUUGGCUUUCGGAGUUUUUUGCAUGCCAAUAUCGGACCAGGACCCCAACAUUGACCACAGCUGGGGCCAGUCGGUCCGACUCAAGCACCUGUACGCAGCCAGGUCGGGACUACACCUGCUGAUCGGUGAGGAUGGACAGAUCCACGGCUCCGCGCACCAAACUCCCUACAGCCUCCUGGAGAUCAGUCCAGUGGACACUGGCUGUGUUGUCAUCAGAGGAGUAGCAGCCGCGCGGUUCCUCUGCAUUGAAGGCGAUGGGAGACUGUACUCAUCGCACACCUACAGCAGAGACGACUGCACCUUCAGAGAGCAGAUCUUGCCAGACGGCUACAACGUCUACGUCUCUGAGGGACACGGAGCUCUGCUCAGUCUGGGAAACUACAGGCAGAGGCUGCAGGGUCGAGACCGGGGCGUACCGGCUCUGGCCCAGUUCCUCCCAAGAACCAGCACCCUGGAUCAGGCUUCGUCCCCUGGACUGGAGGUACCUGACCAGCCGCGACAGAGCACAACACAAACAGAAGAGCCUGUGGACUCAAUGGACUCGUUCGGAAAGCUCUCUCAGAUCAUUCACAGUCCCAGCUUCCACAAGAGAUGAGACAGGUGAGGCAGGAGACACCAGUAAACGGAUGUAUCAUGAGGUUUCCCAUUUGAUCUCAGGCCUGAAAAACGUGCUCUCCUCACUGCAUGUUGUAGAACCAGGAACUGACUGAAUGUUCAGCCAGCCUGCACCAGGAAAAGGUUGCCACGACAUCCUUCCAGCUCUGUCCAGUCCCACAUGACUGAACAGAAUACAAGUGCAGUGUCCUACAGGGUGGAGAAUGACACCUGUACUGGUUUGUUUGGAAUAAAGACAAGGUAACAUGAUUGGUGACCAAAGAUGAGAUAUGAGUAGCACCUAUAGAAACUUGAAAAAAGGGAAAGAAUAGUACACUACUGGCCACAGUGUUUGAUUUACAGGUGAGGUGACACAUUAAGGAGUACCAACGGGAUCAGACAUUGUGCAUACUUGUUUGCCAUCCUACACAACGAGGGGGUUAACACAACAGCAAUCUUAGGCCAUACUGCCUCAGUGAACUGAGGAAGAGGAAAAAGACUUUGCUACCUGCAGAUCAGCAUGUUGGUAAAAUGACCAGUAGUAUAAUAUUCAGUUAAAAAAAUGACUACUUGUCUGACAAAAAGUAUUUUUUCUUGUAGUACAGCAGUAAAAUUGUAUUUAUUUGAUAUUUGAAGGUAUAGCUGUUUAUCUAAACAGCUCUUAUGCUUUAUUGAAUGCACUGUUUCAUUUUCAUAUGUAUGAUGUUUGCUGUUACAUGUAAAGCCACAAUUUGCAUUGCUUGAGUUUAAUUUGAUAGAUUUUGUAAUAAGGUCUUCUAAGCUGUGUUAUAAAUACUUGUCACAUU